Dama dama (fallow deer) is the source of this 6148-nucleotide messenger RNA. Its product is annotated as adenylate cyclase type 10-like. Gene Ontology annotation, molecular function: adenylate cyclase activity. Gene Ontology annotation, cellular component: cytoplasm. The transcript is spliced from 30 exons. The record is from RefSeq and is a predicted model, not a curated record. Bases 1265 to 5968 code for a protein of 1567 amino acids. Gene Ontology annotation, biological process: cyclic nucleotide biosynthetic process; intracellular signal transduction. Lineage: Eukaryota; Metazoa; Chordata; Mammalia; Artiodactyla; Cervidae.
GCAACCGCCAAGCGGCUGGCGGCGCCGCCUCUGUGGCCAAUAGAGGCCAGAUUGGCGGCGCUGCUCCCCGACCUACUGGUCUUCAGGAAGCCCAGGGGAUCCGAACCCGAGCUCGCCACGGCCCAGGGCGUCCUCCUUGGCGUCCACGUGACGGGUGAGGGCGAAGGGAGACGCGUCGCUCUCCCGACCUGCUGGAGGGCUUCUGCUCGUCUGGGCCGCGGCGGUUACGGGCGUGGCCCCGGGGUGAGCUAAGGCGGAGUGUGUCUGCACUUUUCGCCGCCUCCGCCGAAAACUAGAGGGCCAUUUGCAGAGCAGGAGGACGCCUUUUCGGACGACCUGGCGUAGCCCUGGAAUUCACUUCAGCGACGAUGUAAUUGAGACACAGGGGAAAGGAUUUUUCAGGGUCAUAUGGCAGGCUUUGAACCCAAGUUUUUCCCAACCUUGAGCGUUUUCCAUUAAAUAUUCUGCUUCAUCCGGUGGUUCUGUUUGCUCAGUUAAUUCCUAUUUUGGGUCUGUAAGUAAAUGCCGGUCAUUGUUCUAGCAGAGGGGCUUCGCAGGUGGCGUUAGUGGUACUGCUUGCCAAUGCAGGAGAUAUAAGAGACCUUGGUUUGAUCCCUGGGUGGGAAAGAUCCAUAAGAGGAGGGCACGGCAACCCACUCCAUUAUUGUUGCCUGGAGAAGCCCAUGGACAGAGGAGCCUGGCGGGCUGUAGCCCAUAGGGUUAUAAAGAACUGGAAAGGACUGAAGUGAUUUCACAUGCAUGCACAACUGCUAUGAAUAACAGAUAUUUAUGGAGCUAAGUGUGUCACGGAUAUGAAAAUGAGUGAUUCAGGUGUCUGUCCUCGAAAAGCUCUCCGUAAGUUUUCCAUAAGGCUUUAAUGCAUUCUCCUUGUCAGUAGUUUCUCUAUCCCUCACGUGGGGCAGGAGGGAUCCCACGGUGUCCUUGGGCCAGGAAGCCUUAAGAAGGUAUAAUGGGAAAGCAGUAACUGGAUUCCAAAGAAAAAGGGCUCUCGUGGAUGAGUCUUCACCGUGGGUAGCUCCUAGAAACGGGGGAGGGUGGCCCUCUGGUCUCCCAGACGGAGCAGCAACCAGUCUGGCCCUGAGUACUUGCUCAGUAACAUCAUGUUAAAUGAUAAUGAAAUGACUCAUCUUGAAAAGAUCUUUGGUUUUACUGGCCUGAUGUGUGGAGGGAAUAGAGCCUAAAAGUUUAGGAUUUGCAGCUAACAUAGUGAUUUUUGCUUUGGUGGUCAGGGUUUACAGCAUUAAUGGACAGGUUCAGCCUGAGCUGCAAGUUGGAACAUGACAUGGACAGACUGGCCCGCAUCUUCAGUUAUUACAUUAGUGACAUCGUGGAGCAUGUGCUCUGUUUUGGAGGAGAUAUCCUAAAUAUCACAGGGAAUGUACUCCUAGCACUCUGGACGGUGGAACAAAAUCAACUGAGUGACAUCAUUACUCUGGUGGCAAAAUGCAGUCUCGAGAUACAGGAGAAAUUUGGGAUCUACCAUACCAGAGAAGGCCAGGACCUGCAGCUAAAGAUAGGUCUGUCUGCAGGUCGGAUUUCCCAGGUUAUUGUUGGAGAUGAGCAGCGACAGUACCUCUUGGUGAUUGGGCGGGAUGUCGAUGGUGUCCAGUUAGCUCAACGGUUGGCUCAGGCAAAUGAGAUUGUCCUGUCCUGGAACUGCUGGAAGCUCUGUGAGCAGUACAUGUUUGAAGUGGAAAUCAUGAGGGAGGAUGAAGCUGUGAAGUUAAGAGAUAUGCGGAUCAUUGACCCAUUUGAUUUUGAUGAGCAUUUUUACAAGUGCCUCGAUUAUCUGCCACAUUACCGGACAAGUGCUGGUAAGUUACUUUGUCCUUUAUUAUACUACCCAUGCCCAUUUCAAAGAUUAAUUUUCUGCAUGGCUGGAGACAUUUUAUUUGCUUUCCUUCUCUCAGACAUUCUAAGAACCGCCCUGGAGUUGGAUCCAGAUUCUGCACUUGAGCAAACCCUGCGGAAGCACAUAAUGAAAAACCUUUUGAAGAAGAUUGAUGAAGGCCAGCCUAUGGAGUACAUAUCUGAAUUCCGUACUGUGACUAUAGUUUUGGUCAGCCUCGAGUUCCACAAGACAGCGUGGAUGUUGCAUUUGUGUCAUCUUAUCCAGGAGGCUGCGUUGUACAUCUCCACAGUGAUAGAGAAAGAGGGUGGCCAGCUGAGCCGGAUCUUUAUGUUUGAGACAGGCUGCAUGUUCCUCUGUGUUUUCGGCCUUCCUGGGGAUAAGAAGCCAGACGAGUGUGCACACGCCCUGGAGAGCUCCUUCAACAUCUUCAGCUUCUGCUGGGAGAAUCUUGCUGAAACCAAGCUUGUUUCCAUCAGUAUCACCAAUGGACCAGUAUUCUGUGGCAUGGUUGGGGCAGUUUCAAGACACGAAUAUACAGUUAUUGGCCCAAAAGUAAGCCUCGUGGCAAGAAUGAUAACUGCUUAUCCGGGUUUGGUGUCCUGUGAUGAGGUAACAUAUCUGAGAUCUAUGCUACCUGCUUACAACUUCAAGGAACUCCCAGAGAAAAUGAUGAAAAACAUCUCUAACCCAGGGAAGAUAUAUGAAUACGUUGGCCAUAGAAGAUGUAUAAUGUUUGGGAAGAGACAUUUGGCCACAGAGAGAAAUAAAAAUCACUCUUUGCUAGACCGGGAGAAAGAACUGGAAGCUUUCCGAAUGGCACAGCAGGAAUGUUUGCACCAGAAGAAGGGACAGGCAGUUCUAUAUGAAGGUGGAAAAGGCUGUGGAAAAAGUCAGCUCUUGGCUGAAAUAAACUUCCUGGCCCAGAAGGAAGGGCACAGGGUGUUGCCAUUGAAGCUGAAGAAAGCAGAUUCCAAGCAGUGCUUCUACGCCAUCCAGACCCUCAUGGCCAUCUUCUUUGAGAUUGAUACAUGCCCAGCCCAUUACCGGCAAGAGCGCCUCCACAAACAGCUCUGUGGGAUAGUGGAGGAACCACUUCACUGCCUUUUUAAUGACCUCUUCUUUGUGAAGUUUCCCUUAUCCUUCAAGGUUUCACACAUGGAUGACCUGGCCAGACAACAGAAGAUUAAAACAUGUUUUUUUGAAGUGCUUCAGAAGGCAGUAAGGGAAACACCGCUGAUUUUCCUCAUUGACGAGGCCCAGUAUAUGGAUGCAGCUUCCUGGGAGUUUUUGGGAACAUUGCUCUCUGGUGUGCCCAUCAUCGUGCUGAUGACAUUGACCCCUACCUCCACGCUGUGUGGCCAGGCCCAGCACUUCCUGCAGAGCCCUCCAGCUGUCCUGGUGCCCAUUUCGAAGUUGGCAGCGACCUCACUGUUGAGAAUGGCAUGUUGGGAACUGGGGGUGGUGAGCAUCCCCCAAGAGCUGCAGAUCUACCUUCUCCGCAGGUGCUUUGGAAACCCCCUUUACUGUGAGGUCUUAUGCCAGGAUCUUCUCUCUAAAAACAUAUUGUGCUUUCAUGACCUCCAAAAGGAGGAAGUGGAGAACAGCAAGUGGGAGACCCUCUCAGCCAAUGCCAUGAAAUCCACAAUGUACAGUAUUUCUCCUGCCACCUCUGAAGACCAGGAACUUUACGUCUGCACAGUCAAGGAUGACGUGAACUUGGAUACAGUGCUCCUUCCACCAUUAUUAAAAGAAAUAGCAGUGAACCAACUAGAUCAACUGAGCCCAGAGGAACAGUCGCUGGUUAAAUGUGCUGCAGUCAUUGGUCACUCCUUCCACAUAGAUCUGCUGCAGCACCUCCUGCCUGGCUGGAGUAAAAAUAAGCUACUUGAGGUACUGAAGGAUCUUGUGGAUGUACACGUGCUCCGCUGGUGCAGUAAGGGCCAAGAGCUUCCUGCUGAGCUAAUGUUAGUGCCUUCCUCUGUUGAGACUGAGCAUACCAAAGAGGAGACAAAGUCAGAUGCUGACUCUCCGCUAAGGCUACUAGAGGAACUAUCCCUACCUCCGACAGAGGUGCUUGAAUUUGGAGUGCCUCUUUUGCGGGAAGGGGCUUGGGAGCUGUGGCCCAAGGCACAGCAAACAGCCCUACACCUUGAAUGUGCCUGCUUUCUUCGAGAUCUGGCCUGCCGCUGUGGGAGCUGUCAGGGGGGAGACUUUGUUCCCUUCCACCGUUUCGCCGUCUGUUCCACUAAGAGCUCCAGCGGGACCUCCCGAUUCUGUAGCUACAAAGACACUGGCUCAAUACUAACACAAGUGAUCACAGACAGAUUGCAGCUGCCUUCUCCCCAAGACACUUUUCAGUUCCAGACAGAAUCAUCCAGAAGUCAGGAGGCCUUCACAAGGGAAUACUGCGGAACAGAGGAAGAGUUCCUGGAUAAAGUGAACAGGAAACUGGCUCAGACCAAUCCCAAGAAAGGCAUGUUGACCAUGAAGCCCUGCCACUGUAGGGAAGUCCUGAAGCGCGUGCUCUCGCCCCUCACCCAGCACUGCCUGGUCAUUGGAGAAACCACUUGUGCAUUUUAUUACCUGCUGGAAUCUGCCGCUGCCUCCUUGGAUCUGUCAGAUAAUUACAUGGCCUUCUUUUAUUUGAGGAAGGCAAGCAGUCUUCUGGGCCAACCCUCCGCAUUCUCAUUUUUUAAAAAGCGCAAGGUGAAGAUCUGUCAGUUUGAAGAAGCCACUUUCUGUCGUCUCCAGUCGGAGGUCUGUUUCAACAUGGGACAGAUCACCCUGGCCAAAAAACUGGCUAGGCGAGCCCUUCGUCUGCUGAAAAGGAGUUUUCCCUGGACCUGGCUUGGUGUCAUUUUCCAAACAUUUCUAGAAAAAUGCUGGUAUUCCUGUUCCCUGAGUCAACCUCGAAACAACCCUAGUGAGAAGAAGAAGAAGCUGGCCGUCCUGCAGCAGCAGCUGCACUGUCUGUCUCUGCUCCGGCAGCUCUACAGCCUGGAGGCCACAGCCAGCAGCCGCAGGUUUGCCUGCCUGGCCACUCUUAUGCAGAAGAACUCAGUCAAGGAGUUUCCUGGUGAAGCCCAGGCUGUCUCCACCUAUGUGGCCCUCUCCCAGUUCUCCCAGAACGUGGGUGACAAGGAUGAGUGGCUGCACCGUGAGCAGCUGGCCAUUCAGAAAAGCAGCCUGUGUUGGUUCUCCAGGGAGGGGCUGUUGGCCACAGCCCAGCUCAUGCAGGCCUUGGCCUACACCAAACUCUGCCUUGGGCAUCUCGACUUCUCCAUCAAGCUGGGUUUUCAAGCUCAUGAGAUAUGCAGACACCUCAAGAAACCAGCUCUGGAGAAUCUGGUUCUCUCAGUUCUCUUCAGAUCUGCAUUUCUGAAGAAGAAAUUUGAUCUGUGUGUCCAUGUGCUGGAGAGUCAGUGGGCGCUCAUUUCCCAGAGUCACGAUGUCCUUGGCCAGGCCUGCUUCUAUUCUGCUUGCUUAGAUCUGCUGCUCUAUGGAAAAGGAUGGCUGUGUCGGCCCUUUGGGGAAUGUCUGCAUUUCAUUCAACACUAUGAGCACAGCUGCAUUCUAAAUUCUCAGAGCAAUGUCAUGCUGGGGGUCCACUCCUCUCUGGCCAUGUGGUUUGCCCAGGACUCACAGUGGAAUCAGUUUGAGUACCACUUCUCCAAGGCUCGCCAGUUGGUGAAAGGAACCAAUGCCUCACUGUUUGGUUCCCACGGCUUUGUCCGAUUCCUAGAGUGCCAUGUGCUGGUUUUACAGAAAAUGCCAGAGGAUGUCUUCCUGCAAACUCUUGCAGAGACUCGCCGCCAAACCCUCACGUACUUUAAGGAGUUCUUCUCUCGAUGUGUGACCUGCCCUGUCUAUCACCAGUGGGUCUCUGAGCUUAGAGCCUUUGUAAUGAGAAAUGGAAAGAUGUCCUUGACCAACAUCAUCAGACCUUUUGACACCUGCCUGACCAGGAUUUGGAUAGAGGGAGAAUUCCUGGAGGAAAAUAACUCCUUUGAACAAAAUUUGGAAAUACAAAGAUUUGUCAGAGAGGCUGAUGUCAACAAGAAGGAUAAAGAAGAAAUUCAAGAAUGUAUCUGUUAAAACAAACAAAAAUCCUCCGAAGGGACCGUGAUUCUUUUAUUACAUGUAACACAAAACUGUGCCCCCAAGUCUCCUUUUUAAGAUGCUGUAUAUAUACAUAUUAAAUAUGCUAGCCUUUUAUAGUCACCACUAUCUGUAUAUCUUCGUAAAAAUAAAAGCAUGUAUUUCUAAAGCGUGAAA